AGUUUAACCUUUUUUUCACUUUGCCGAGAACAGAAGAGAAAGAAAAAGGGGAAAGGGGAAAAACGAGAAUUGAGCAUGAAGGCGACCAAGAAUCCGAUCCACGCGGUGUGGUCAUGGGUGAGGAGGCAACCACCGAAGGUGAAGGCUUUUCUCGCGGUGGUCACUGGCAUGGCGGCUUUGGUUCUGCUCAGAUUCAUUGUUCACGAUCACGACAAUCUCUUCGUUGCCGCCGAAGCUGUUCAUUCCAUCGGGAUCUGUGUUCUCAUCUACAAACUCAUGAAGGAAAAGACUUGUGCCGGAUUGUCACUGAAAUCUCAGGAGCUUACGGCGAUAUUUCUAGCUGUUAGGCUGUAUUGCAGCUUUGUAAUGGAAUAUGAUAUACACACCAUUCUGGAUUUGGCUACUUUGGGAACAACUCUUUGGGUUAUAUUUAUGAUCCGUUUUAAGUUAAGGGCAAGUUACAUGGAGGACAAAGACAACUUUGCUCUCUAUUUUGUGCUUGUGCCCUGUGCUGUGUUAGCUGUGUUGAUCCAUCCAUCGACUUCUCACAACAUAUUAAACAGAAUUUCGUGGGCAUUAUGUGUAUACCUUGAAGCUGUUUCAGUGCUGCCUCAGUUACGAGUGAUGCAAAACACAAAGAUUGUUGAACCGUUCACGGCUCAUUAUGUUUUCGCGCUUGGAGUAGCAAGAUUCCUUAGCUGUGCCCACUGGGUUUUACAGGUUGUGGACACGCGGGGACGAUUGCUUGUCGCAUUGGGUUAUGGAUUGUGGCCAUCAAUGGUUCUAAUCUCAGAAAUUGUUCAAACUUUCAUCCUGGCUGAUUUCUGUUACUACUACGUCAAAAGUGUAUUCGGAGGACAGCUUGUUCUCCGGCUUCCGUCUGGAGUAGUAUAAGUUUAAAAGAUAGAAUACUCCAGUGAAUGUAAUAUCCGAUGAGCUUGCCGGAAAUUCAAAUGGGGGAAAGACAGCUCAAUUUUAAUCUACCUCUGAUCCUACGGUUUAUGUUUCUGGGGUGACGAAUUAAUUUUACUGUGUUAUGUAUAUUUUUGACUAUUGAUUUGGUUUUUC
Messenger RNA from Eutrema salsugineum, 1068 nucleotides. Its product is annotated as putative ER lumen protein-retaining receptor C28H8.4. NCBI's taxonomy places the organism in Eukaryota, Viridiplantae, Streptophyta, Magnoliopsida, Brassicales, Brassicaceae. The coding region runs from base 76 to 894 and encodes 272 amino acids. Gene Ontology annotation, cellular component: membrane. Gene Ontology annotation, biological process: protein retention in ER lumen. The record is from RefSeq and is a predicted model, not a curated record. The transcript is spliced from 6 exons. Gene Ontology annotation, molecular function: ER lumen protein retrieval receptor activity.